CUUUACCCCUCCCUGCCCUGCUCCCUCUCUCCCUCGCUCCGUUUUCUCUCCAUCUGUUUGACGGGGAAACAUUGGGGAGUUCCUGCGAGAUCCUUUACUUGAAGUUUCUGUGGGAUUUAAACAUGCAUGCAGAGGCUGUGGUGCAUUCCUUGUUAGUUUCACUGCUUGUGAUCCUGCUGUCUGCGGUGCAGGACACUUUCUUACAAUCUCUGAGCCAGGCGGGGGACGUGUGUAGGCUGUCUCAGGAGUCGUCCCAACGGCGCUGCCGGACCCCCGACGGCCUGAUCUGCAGCGGUCGGGGAGAGUGUGACUGCGGCGUGUGUAUCUGUCCGGUCACAGAACCAGGAAAGUUCUACGGACCGAGGUGUGAAUGCCACGACUGGCUCUGUCCCACACACGACGACAAGGUCUGCGGCGGUCAUGGCUUCUGUGACUGCGGGCAGUGCGAGUGUGAUGACGAGUGGCGCGGGGACGCCUGCCAGAUCCAGCAGGACUGCACCCUCUCCAGCCGGAGCAGCAAGGAGCUCUGCAGGAACACACAGGGGGUGGUCUGCUCCAACGCAGGCUUGUGUCAGUGCGGCAGCUGCGUUUGCCACAACCCUGACGGCCGAGGUUUGGUGAGCGGGCGCUUCUGCGAGUGUGACGACGGCGAGUGUCUGGACGAGGACACGGGGGAAGUGUGUGGAGGGCACGGCCAGUGUUACUGUGGAAACUGUUACUGCGCUGCCGGUUGGCAUGGAGACAAAUGUGAGUUCCAGUGUGACAUCAGCCCAUGGGAGAGCAAGAGGAGGUGCACGUCUCCAGAUGACAAGAUCUGCAGCAACCGUGGAACCUGUGUUUGCGGGGAGUGCACGUGCUACGAUGUGGACCCCUCGGGGGACUGGGGGGACAUCCACGGUGACACGUGUGAGUGUGACGAGAGGAGCUGUCACGCCACCUACGACCGAUAUGCCGACGACUUCUGCUCAGGUCACGGCCAGUGUAACUGUGGAAGGUGUGACUGUAAGGAGGGCUGGGCUGGCAGGAAGUGUGAGCACCCGCUGACCUGCUCCGUCUCUCUGGAGAGCAGUCUGAAGAAGUGCAAAGGAACCUCCGUCCUGCCCUGCUUUGGACGAGGGCAGUGCCAGUGUGGCCAGUGCACCUGCCACCCGCCAGGAGACAGCCGAGUUCACGGGAAGAACUGUGAAUGUGACGACCGCCAGUGUGAGGACAUCAACGGGGAUGUGUGUGGAGGUCAUGGCUUCUGCUCAUGUGGCAGAUGUAUCUGCAGCGACGGCUGGUUUGGGAAGCUCUGUCAGUUCCCCCGCACCUGCGAUAUGACAGACGCCCAGAGCAAGGAGCUUUGUGAAACUGCAGAUGGCGUCAUGUGCAACGGGAAAGGAUCCUGUCACUGUGGACGGUGCAUCUGCUCUCCACAGGACUGGUGGGUGUCUGGGGACUUCUGCGAGUGUGAUGACAGAGAGUGUGACAAGCAUGAUGGCCUCAUCUGCACAGGGAAUGGAGUCUGCAACUGCGGAAACUGUGACUGCUGGGACGGCUGGACAGGCAACGCAUGCGAGAUCUGGGUAGGGGCCGAGUACUGACACAGGGGACUGUCGCAAACACAGACUGUGCUGCCUGAGAAAAAGAGACCAAGAAAGGAUGCUGGCCCUCCUUGGGUAGGAGAGGAUGGAGGGAACGAUGAAGUGGAGAAGAAAAGAGAAGCUUAAGCCAAAAAUGGGAUGUAAUUCUUCAUUCAGAUAUCUGCAUAUCACUUUGUAUAACAGCAUUCAUUGUACUGGUUACAAAUUAUCGUCAUUAAAACUGUGAUUUUUAUGCAAGAAAAACAACUGUGGAAGCCAAAAAGCUGUUUUUCUGUUUAAAACACAUUACAAUGUAACCCUUUAUAUGUUUCCAAUACAACUAUAUGUAUGAGAAUGUGUUUAUAUAGGAAUGCGUACAUAUUCCAGAAAGCUACAUAUUAUAAGAUGCAGGUACAUUAAAAUAAUCCAAACGUUAAAAUAAAAAGGAAAAUGUUUUAUUAUUAAUACAAUUGUUCUAACUGUGGUUUGUGUGGAUGGUAAUGUUUUGGAGUUUUCUGGCCAUCUGUGUAUUUUUAGCUAAAAGUGCGCCACCACAAACUGGACUCAAGGUACACCCUGCUCGCAAGUCAGGAGUGUCUUUUUUAGCUUUUUUUGUCUUAAUUUUUUCUUUUUAAUAAUAAAACAUUGAAUGUGCCGCAGGAGACAUCAUUUUGCAUGAAAACAAGGCAAGGGAUUGUAACCAUGGCCUAUGGUUUUUAAAUCUAGCAUUACAUGACAUAACUGAUGGGCAUACUUGCAAUGGUACAUCUUUUAAAAUAAAUAAUUUUCUGUAGUGACUA
Hypomesus transpacificus is the source of this 2362-nucleotide messenger RNA. It is a transcript of the gene itgbl1, whose product is annotated as integrin, beta-like 1. Gene Ontology annotation, biological process: cell adhesion mediated by integrin; integrin-mediated signaling pathway; cell migration. Gene Ontology annotation, molecular function: integrin binding. The record is from RefSeq and is a predicted model, not a curated record. Gene Ontology annotation, cellular component: focal adhesion; cell surface; integrin complex. The transcript has 11 exons. The coding region runs from base 123 to 1583 and encodes 486 amino acids. Lineage: Eukaryota; Metazoa; Chordata; Actinopteri; Osmeriformes; Osmeridae.